CUUCGAUUUCAUAAUACUGCGUCGAGGGGGGGGUGGGUGUAAAAUGACGUCAGGAUCGGGGGGUCAGUGCUGUGACCCGCUGUAGAGAGCGGAGCCGGUGUAACCCACCUCCGCUUACACCCGCGGCAGUCAGCGGUGUGUGGGAGUGUUGUCAGAAGAGCCUUCCUGCUCUGCUCCGUAACCCACCUGUUCCCACCGGUGCUCAGACCCGCAGCUCCCCGGCCUCUGUCCAGAGCGGUGCCCUCCCCCGGGCGCAGGGAAAUGGAAAUGGACGGGAUUCGGACCGGAGACCCAGCGCCGCAGGUUCACCGCGACAGCGCGCCCGGGAUGUCUGCCUCAAGUUGUUGCUCGGUCUUCACCGGCUGCCUCCGCCGCCUGCGACAGUGGAUUCCCGUCAACUACAAGGACGAGCUGGUUCACAUUUUAAGAUUAGCCGGACCCGUGAUGAUCUCUCAGCUCAUGAUUUUUCUCAUCAGCUUCGUCAGCACGGUUUUCUGCGGCCAUCUGGGGAAGACCGAGCUGGCUGGUGUGGCCCUGGCCAUCGCGGCCAUAAAUGUGAUGGGGAUCUCAAUAGGAAGUGGAUUAGCAUCUGCCUGUGACACGUUAAUAUCUCAGACGUAUGGCAGUGGGAACCUGAAGCGUGUGGGAGUCAUCUUGCAGAGAGCGAUCCUCAUCUUGCUGCUGGCCUGCUGUCCCUGCUGGGCCCUCCUGAUCAACACCGAGCCCAUCCUGCUGGCCGUGAGGCAGCGGCCAGAGGUGGCCAGGCUGUCGCAGCUCUACGUGAAGAUAUUUAUGCCUGCUCUUCCGGCAGCGUUCCUGUAUCAGCUGCAAGGCCGAUACCUGCAGAAUCAGGGUAUCAUCUUUCCCCAGGUUGUCACCGGGGCUCUGGGGAACAUCUUAAAUGCCCUCAUUAACUACGUCUUUCUCUAUGUGCUGGAGCUGGGAGUGGCCGGGUCGGCAGCAGCCAACAUGAUCUCCCAGUACUCGCUGGCAAUCCUGCUGUACGCCUACAUCCGCUGGAGGAAACUGCACCAGUCCACCUGGACAGGCUGGUCCACAGAGUGCCUGCAGGAAUGGGGCUCCUUUAUCCACCUGGCCAUUCCCAGCAUGCUCAUGUUGUGCCUGGAGUGGUGGACCUACGAGAUUGGAGGACUCUUGUGUGGGCUGGUGAGUGAAGUGGAACUGGGAUCUCAGUCCGUCAUCUAUGAACUGGCCACCAUUUCAUACAUGUUCCCCCUAGGCUUCAGCGUGGCGGCCAGUGUCCGGGUGGGGAGUGCCCUGGGAGCUGGAGACACGCAACUGGCCAAGCUCUCUGGCAAAGUCUCCAUGAUCACCGCAGUUGCGGUCUCGGUGAUAGUAGCCGUCAUCAUCGCAACUACGAAGGACGUGAUCGCCUACAUCUUCACCAACGACACGGAGAUUAUAACCCGCGUCUCCCAGGUCAUGGUUCUCUAUGCGCUGUCCCACUUCUUCGACGCCAUAGCGUGUGUGGCCGGAGGAGUCGUCAGGGGUACAGGGAAACAGAAGAUGGGCGCGAUCUGCAAUCUGGUGGGAUAUUACUUCAUCGGGUUCCCCAUUGGAGUCUCUUUGAUGUUUGCAGUAAACAUGGGAAUUAUAGGUCUGUGGACGGGCUUGUUGAUCUGUGUGGCGUUACAGUCCCUCUUCUUCGUCCUCCUCCUCGUCAAGCUCGACUGGAAAAAAGCCACAGAAGAGGCGCUGGUUAGAGCUGGGGUACAGAGCAGCACCCCCACAGAGGAGAGCAAAAUCCAGGCCAACGCUAUCAAGAACUGCGCUUAUGACUCCGUGCAGGAGACGCCGCUGGAGGACAUCAGCCGGGGGGAGGGCCACACUGACGUGGAAGCCCUGGACGAGGGCGGGGGAGGGGGCGGCGGCAGCAGCCGGACGGUGGGGGAGGUCCUGCCCUUCCGCUCGCUGGUCCUGCGCCGCGGCCUCACCCUCUGCGUCGCGCUCUUCAUCCUGGCGGCCGGAGUCAUCGUCAACCUCGUCCUGACCAACAUCCUCGGCUGACUUGGGACACACCUCGGCUGACUUGGGACUCACAGGGGGGACACCCCGGCCGAAAUUCCGGCGGCUUGUCCCACCGGACCUGGAAAGGGGGCGCGCUCCAACAGCUGAGUGCCCCCAGGCCCUUGGAAUCGCCAGUGCCCACAGCAACGCUGUCACGUCGCUCGUAGGCGAGAGGGAGAGCGUCCGGAACAGCCACUCCACUGAAACAACAGGCAUCAGACAGUUAUUCUGACACCAGACCUGACUUUCCGCAUACCUGCAUUUUGGAAAACACUCAAUAACAUCAAAACUUGCUCAAAAUUUUUGCUGCAAUAGGUUUAAGAUAUUUUUAGUUGCACUGAACAAGAAAACAAAAUCAAACCUUUUCUGGCUAGUCUGAUUACAAGAGACGUGUUGUGGCUUACACAGAGGGUCACAUACACCAUGAGCCUCACGAGGAUCUUUAGAAGACAUCAUUGCUGCUUGUAUCCAGCAAAGUGGUUAUCAUAAAAGUGGAUUUAUGACUUUGCAAAAGCUGUUUUGUAUGUCUUGGCAAACACUUUUUUUCUUUAAAAUUUAAAUUUUCAAAAAUGAACUGAAUUCAAAUACA
Messenger RNA from Lepisosteus oculatus (spotted gar), 2617 nucleotides. It is a transcript of the gene slc47a2.1, whose product is annotated as solute carrier family 47 member 2, tandem duplicate 1. Gene Ontology annotation, cellular component: membrane. Gene Ontology annotation, biological process: xenobiotic detoxification by transmembrane export across the plasma membrane. NCBI's taxonomy places the organism in Eukaryota, Metazoa, Chordata, Actinopteri, Semionotiformes, Lepisosteidae. The record is from RefSeq and is a predicted model, not a curated record. Gene Ontology annotation, molecular function: xenobiotic transmembrane transporter activity; antiporter activity.